GUGAAGAGACGUGAAGUGGGAAGACCAGACUGAAACGGACAGGAUGUGGAAGACACCUGCAGACAGCAUGUCCGUCCACGACGACUCAUCCACCGUGCUGUCGGUCCGCGGCUCGGACGCUGGACUUGUUGCCGACACGGCUGAGAAGCAGAACGGCAAUGGCACCACGGCACUACCGGAUUUCUAUGCAAAAUCGCCCUACACCUCCACCCCCCUCAUCUCCCUCGACGUCGGCCUCGCCCGCACCCGCUACCGCCUCCACGCCUCCAUCCUCGCCCUCGCCCCCGCCCUCUCCCUCGCCGCAGGCAAACCCGCCCUCACCCUCUGGGCCGAGAAAACAAACGACACCGUCGCGCUCCCCGACCUCGACGCCGUCACUGCACACACGCUAGUCGCCUACCUGUAUACCGGGCGCUACGAGACGCUCGCGUGGGAAGGCGAGGCCGACAAGAAAGAGGUCGCCGAGUACAAGCUCGCAGCAUGCGUCUAUGCCGCUGCCGUGCGGUACAAGAUGCCCGGGCUGGCGGCACUCGCGCAGGGCCAGAUCGCCGCGCGAGGGCGGGCGCUGACGAUUCUGGAUGUCCUGGGUGUGGCGCGGGAUCAUGCGUUUCCAAUCUUGCCCGAGGAGGAAGGGUGGUUUGCCGGUUAUCUCGAAGACGCGAUCAAAGGCGCUGCGGCGAAGGAUCCGGGACUUUUUGUCAAGGAGGGGUUUGUCGAGAUGAUUGAGGGGGAUAAGAGGUUCAGGAAGGUUGUUAUGCGGGCGAUUGUGGGGACGUAUGAGAAGGUGGAGGGGGACGGGGGAGGGGGUGGGGGUGGGGAUGCGCCGCCGAUGGAUAGUCCUAAGGGUGGGGAUGGGCAGGGGGGCGGUGGCUUGAAAGGUAUGGCUGAGGGCGAGGGAGAGGGUGUCGACGGCAACGUGGACGAGUUUCAGCUUGCUGGUGGGAUUAAUGGCGAUGAGGAGGAUGUGGUCCAGCUUGAGGAGAUCGAGCCGAGUGUGCCAGGUGAGAUGGAGCAUAGACCUGCGAGCCCUGGGUCGCCGGCAGCGCCCGAGAGUGUGACUGAUGAGCUGGACUUGAAGAACAGCAAGACUUAUCAAAGUAUGGGGAAGCCGGUAACCCACACGAGGCAUGAUUCUUUCGUCGAGAAGGAUGUCACUCAGGUGGAAGACACUCCGGAGGUGGCUGGGCAGAAGGAGGAUGAGGUUGUGUCGCCCGCGGUAGAGGUCGCGUCUCCAGCGUCUGAGGUUGUGAUUGCGAACGGAACGAUUUCAUCUGCGAAGAAAAAUAAGAAUAAGAAGAAAAAGAAGAGCGGGACGACCUUUACGUAG
Molecule: messenger RNA, 1327 nt
Organism: Paraphaeosphaeria sporulosa
Lineage: Eukaryota; Fungi; Ascomycota; Dothideomycetes; Pleosporales; Didymosphaeriaceae
Exons: 2
Coding region: 44-1327 (427 amino acids)
Source: RefSeq, a predicted model, not a curated record